AUGGCUCAUCUUAAAGUCUGUUCGCCGCGGCCAAACGGUGACGUUUUUCGUGAAGAUCGACCCUGCCCUUCGCCGCCAUCCCCGUCAUUGCCGACCUCCAAUCCCGAUCCCUCCGCCGUCAGCCCCGAGUCUUGGGCCAGAGGCGAGGACGCAACCCGCAACAUAGUCUCAAAGAUUCAGCCCACUCUGGUGACCCACCAGGCGAGGAAGGAGGUUAUUCAAUAUGUACAGAGCCUCAUCACAUCUAACGUUGGAUGUCAGGUUUUUCCGUAUGGGUCAGUUCCAUUAAAAACAUAUCUUCCUGAUGGAGAUAUUGAUUUGACGGCAUUCAGCAGUGCAAACAUUGAGGAAAGCUUUGUAACUGAUGUUCAUGCUAUCCUGAAGGGAGAGGAGAAUAAUGAAGCUGCUCAGUAUCUUGUGAAGGAUGUCCAUUGCAUUGAUGCCGAGGUUAAGCUUGUGAAAUGCAUUGUACAAAAUAUAGUAGUAGAUAUAUCCUUCAACCAGUUAGGAGGACUUUGUACACUGCGCUUUCUUGAACAGGUUGAUCACUAUAUUGGCAAACAUCAUCUUUUCAAACGCAGCAUUAUUCUGAUAAAAGCCUGGUGCUACUAUGAGAGUCGUAUUCUUGGUGCUCAUCAUGGGUUGAUUUCAACAUAUGCUUUGGAAACAUUAAUCCUAUAUAUUUUCCAUAUUUUUCAUUCUUCUCUAGAUGGCCCUUUAACGGUCCUUUAUAGAUUUUUGGAUUACUUCAGCAAAUUUGAUUGGGAGAACUACUGUAUAAGUUUAAAUGGACCAGUAUGCAAAUCGUCCCUGCCUGAUAUAGUGGCUGAGGUUCCCGAAAAUGGGGGAGAUGAUCUACUGCUGAGCGAAGAAUUUAUUAGAAAUUGUGUGGAAAUGUUCUCUGUUCCAUCAAAGUUGUGUGAGACAAACUUGCGAUCUUUUCCCCUGAAGCAUCUUAAUAUAAUUGAUCCACUAAAAGAGAAUAACAACCUUGGGCGUAGUGUCAAUAGAGGUAGCUUCUAUCGGAUAUGCAGUGCUUUUAAAUAUGGAGCUCGCAAGCUUGGUUGGAUUCUUUCGUUACCAGGAGAAAGAAUAGCAAAUGAGCUGAACAAGUUUUUUGCAAACACUUUAGAUAGGCAUGGAAGCAACUGUCAGACUAAUGAUAAAAAUGAUGCCUUAUCUGGAGGUCUUGAAGCUCUGAACAUUUUGUUGGAGCUUGGUGGAGAUUUUGACAAUCACUGCUUGAACCUGCAAUAUGGUCCCUAUUUCCCUGGGUCUGCUACAUCACCUCCUUUAUUGCCAAGUCCUCCUUUGUCGCCUCAGCCAUGGAAAGAGAAUCAAUGGGGAGUUACCUCUGAAGCCGUUCAGUUCCACCAGAAUAUUAAUUCCCAAACUAACAUAAAUGGCAUUGCUUGGGGAGCACAUGCGUACCAUGCAAAUGAUUCCGCUUUAUCUGUUGCUGCUUUCAGAGGAGAGAAGAAGAAACCACGAGGGACAGGGACGUACAUCCCCAAUGCGUCUUUUCAGAGUUAUCGUCCCUAUAAGGAUAGGUUCUUGCCUGGAAGGGGAAGGAAACAGGCACCAGGAACGUGUUUUCCAUUGCAGAGACACGCUUUUAGUUAUGGCUUUGCUGCAGCCCCUCAAGAGUCAAUCUCACCGAGAGAAUACAACUGCCAGCUCUCAGAAGCAGAGUACCCAGUUCUAGGUCGUGGAAACUCUGCAAAAUCAGAUUACCAUCCACCUCACCUUUCAAUCUGGGAGUCUUUCCAUGACGUUGGUUUGUCCAACUUGCCAGAGAAACCUGAGUGUAGAUCCUUGUCCCCUCCAUCAUGGGAAUCACACAUUCCAGAAGUGGACGGUCAAUCAGAGUUAUUCAGAGCCAAUGAGGAGAGGAUUGAAGAGCAGUCGUACCAUCUGAAAAAUGAUGACGAUUUUCCCCCCCUCACCCCUCAAGUGCCUUUGAAGGAAGGAUUAUGCGUUGGAGAAUGA
Molecule: messenger RNA, 1989 nt
Organism: Prunus armeniaca (apricot)
Lineage: Eukaryota; Viridiplantae; Streptophyta; Magnoliopsida; Rosales; Rosaceae
Source: the annotation of a GenBank genome assembly